CGGCCUCCGAGUCGCUCGCGGGGCGUGGGGCGGUGCUGGGCAGCCGAGGCUGAGGCGAGCUCGACGCCUGGACUGUCCAGGGAGGCGCAGCGCAGCGCGGCGGGAACCCUCCGUCGGAGUAACCCGGGAGCAGGAGAAGCCGCCGCCGCCCGCGGAGCGCAGCCGAGCCGGCCAUGGCGUUAUCGAUGCCGCUGAACGGGCUGAAGGAGGAGGACAAAGAGCCCGUCAUCGAGCUCUUCGUCAAGGCUGGCAGCGAUGGUGAAAGCAUAGGAAACUGCCCCUUUUCCCAGAGGCUUUUCAUGAUCCUGUGGCUCAAAGGAGUUGUAUUUAGUGUCACUACAGUGGACCUGAAAAGGAAGCCUGCUGACCUGCAGAACUUGGCUCCUGGGACCCACCCACCAUUUAUAACUUUCAACAAUGAAGUCAAAACGGAUGUAAAUAAGAUUGAAGAAUUUCUCGAAGAAGUCUUAUGCCCUCCCAAAUAUUUGAAGCUUUCCCCAAAACACCCAGAAUCAAAUACUGCUGGAAUGGACAUCUUUGCCAAAUUCUCUGCGUAUAUCAAGAAUUCAAGGCCAGAGGCUAAUGAAGCGUUGGAGAGGGGUCUCUUGAAAACCCUGCAGAAACUGGAUGAAUAUCUGAAUUCUCCCCUCCCUGAUGAAAUUGAUGAGAACAGCAUGGAGGACAUUAAGUUUUCUACACGUAAAUUUCUGGAUGGCAAUGAAAUGACAUUAGCUGACUGCAACCUGCUUCCCAAACUGCACAUUGUCAAGGUGGUGGCCAAAAAAUACCGCAACUUUGAUAUUCCAAAAGGGAUGACUGGCAUCUGGAGAUACCUAACUAACGCUUACAGUCGGGAUGAGUUUACCAAUACCUGCCCCAGUGACAAGGAGGUUGAAAUAGCCUAUAGCGACGUAGCCAAAAGACUCACCAAGUAAACUGUCGUUUGUGAGAGAGAUGUCUUCACGUCUCCCCUAAGAACACGCUUUUCCUAACAGGCCGCUCCUGUUCCUAUAAAGUAGAUCCCUUCUUUUGCAUGAAUGUGCAGUUAUUCAGGAUUAGGAUAAAAGGAUAGACAAGGUAUAGUAGUUGUCGUUAAGUACACACUCCUAAGCAGUAUUAUGUUAAAAUUCUUCACCCUGCCUUCCCCUCCCGCCCAUACCCACCCCCACGCUCCACUCCUCGCCCCCAAAUGCAGGGACGCUCCAUCACGCUCUUUUCACUUUAGAGGUGGUUUCCAUCCCUCCAGAGCCCUCACUGCUACGGCUCUAGGUGCCAGAGCUUUCGAGUGCUGACGGUGAAAACAGGAGCCACGCCCUCCUCAGUCAGCCUCCGGCUGGCGCACGAUGCGCGGCACAAGGAAUAUCUGUGUCUGUUGGGAAUUUUAGCGUCCUUCGUAUGUGAGGGGAUCACCACCGUAGCAGAACGCCACCGCGUCCAGCGGGUUCAGGGUGCCCUGUCCUGGGUGCGCUCCCGCCGGUGAAGAGAGCCUUCCCCAGAAAGUCACUACACGCUUCGCGGGCUCGCUUCCGUACAUGGAUUUUCACCCUUGCCUGAAAGCAUUUAUCCUUCAUACCCGUGAUAACGUCUGACACUAUGUAGAAGCUAAAAGUUUAGAGUGAGGGAGGAUCAUUCUCAAGGUCUUCUCAAACAUUUUAUCCAUAUGAGAAAAACCAGGGGGCACCUGCUCUUCUGUCUAAAUGUGUUGUUUUGUGUGUUUCUGUUUUGUCUGUAUUUUGCCCAGUGCCAUUCCUUUGGGACAUUACUGCUUUCCUCUUUUAUUUAAAAAGCUCCUUUUAGUUAAGUGUAGACCUUGCUGUCUAUAGAUCUUUUGAGCAACACACUACAUAAACUGAUAUUUAGUUGAUUGUGCUAUCGCAGUACAACGAUCUGUAACAUAAAGAUUUAACCCUUACAGAUAUUAACCUAAGGAAUGUAGGACGGGUUCAUCUAAAUGUCAAGUAGAAUUUUGUUUCUGAAGCCUAUUUAAUUAAUAUGGACACCCUGAAGAGAGAAUCCAUCCUCUGUUAGAAACCAGACAAAACACAUAUUACGAGCUUUCCCAUUCCGUCCCCAUUUACUGUUCAACUUUGGGCACAGGAUGGCUCACUCCUUUGGGACUAAAUUGUAGUUGUGAUAGUGGGUACAAAUUUACCGCAGUUUCGCCUCAUCUCAAUCACUGUACUUCCCUUGAUUAAAUUUUUCUAAAGCCACAUGGAGGAGUAGUGCUCUGCAUGCUUGUUUUUCCAGCUGAAGUCCUGGACCAGGGAUGAUCUGUGCUCUGACAAGGGAGGAUGAACUUGGUAAAAAUAAAACAAAAGUCUGCUAUGUAUUUAUUCAUUAAAAAAAAAAAAAAGUACUUUAUAAAUACUGCUUCAAAGACCAUGGCUGUGACUAGACUACAGUUUUGGUCAUUUUUUUAUACGUAACUUGUUUAAGAAGUGCGAUUUCUUGUAGGCUGUUUUUGGAAAUUUAAGCAUAUUAUUGCUUUCAAAUGCCAGUGCUUUCCCCCCUUCGAAAUGGUAACGUUCAGUCAGCGCUGGUGUUAUGGAAGCAGCCCGAUUUUUAUAAAUGUACUGCAUUUUUAUAAGUAAUUGCUUGGUGUAGAAGGAUGAUGAGCUCCAUAUUGUAUCCAUUUGGCUCAGGGAAGUUUCUUUGCCUUACUUUCUUAGAACUCAUUGUUGCUGAUCAACAGUUUGGGUACCCACCUUUUUAUAAUUAAAUAUUAGAUGAUGACUUACCUGGUUCCAAGAAAAGCACUCAGUUAUCCUUGAGAAGUUCUCUAGCAGUAGCUUCAGCGGGGUGAAGAUGCCACACCGGCACCGGGACCCUGGGCUGCACGCAGCCAUCGCCACUUCUCACCCACUUUUUAAGUGGCAAGUUGGCAUUCAUGUGAUACUGAACUGUGCCUCGUAACCUGAAGUGUGGAAAAGAUUCAAGAGGCGGGGGAGGGGCCUGUUCUUCAGGUGAUGGACUAAGUGGUGCAGAGGAGAGGGAAAUGAGGACAGAGGGACAUUCCUCAAAGUAGAGUGGUAGAAAGCACAUUCUGAAAUUCAGUCGUGAAGUAUUUUCACUUUGGAUACUUAUUCUCUUCAGUGUCUUUUUAAAACUUAUCCCAUGAUGAUACUUGGCUCUCUCUCUGGAUAUCCAAGGAAGGCAGGUUUAUCUCUUCUGACUUUGAUGUAGAAAGCCCUUAUUACUUUUUCAGGGGAGAUAGUUAAAUGACAUUGAGAGUGGCAAAUUGAUAAAAAAGCUAGUAAAGAGGAUAAUCCUAAAACAUGUUUUUUGUUUUUUAAAUCCCAUUUUACACUUGUGGAAAGGUCAUAGCUUAAAAUCUUGGGAGAUAUUAGGACAUCAAAGUUUUCAUGGCAAUUCACAUAGUGUAUGAAUUGACAUAAUGCAGAUCAUCAGAUAUUAUUUCUACAACUACUAAAUCAUUCCCCCCUGGAUUUAAACUCCUUAUGUUCCACUUCAACAAGAUUAGAUUCUGAAUGGAAAUUCUCACUGUUUUCCACGGGAUUUUGAGACAUUUUUGUGUUAAACAGUUGGAAAGCUCUUUACUAUUUCAGCUGAUGUAACUUCCUUUUUUUUUUUUUUUAAUGUAGAUGCAGAUAUUCUCUUCCCUUCUAUCUUUUAUUAGGAUUGUUGACUUUGUGAUGAAAAUCAUAUAAGAUUCAAUGUCUUGGUAACUCAGCUGACACAAUUUAUCUUUAAAAUUUUGAGCAGUCUGUGUGCAUUUAAGAGAUUUCUGACAUUCUUACACUAAGUUGAUCAACUUUAGAAUUUAGGCAUUUUCACUUCCGUUGAGUUUUGAGUCUCUCCGGAGUUAUGUAGAUAGCUUUUAUUUCUGUACAUUUAAAAUAUCCAUUUAGAAAAUAUCUGCAAGGUAAAAAAAUGAGAAGAAAUAGCAAUGUAUUUUUUCAUGAACAUUUUGAUACACAUUUCAUCAUGUUUAUUGAUUAACCAUUUUUCUUAUACUGGUUAUAAUCAGUAUUUGAUUCUGAGAGGGAAGUAUUCAUUAUUGAUAUACUGUAUGGGCUUUUUAAAUUCCAUCCUUUACAAAUGAUCAAGAUUGGAGCUGUCAAAAUUAUAUUUUUUAUCAUGGAAAAAAUUUCAACUCCCCCCAAGUCAUAAUGCUGAACAGAAUUGGAAUAUUUUCUUUAGAAUUACUUGAAAAGGCAAAUGAAAGCUUAUUAUAGAAUGCUUGUAUUUUCUUUUCACUCUCAAGAACCAGUAUAUUGCUGGCAGCUAUUGUAUUAAAAAAUAAAGUAUAUUUUCCACUAUCAUAAAAGGUUCUUUUUUCCCCCCCUCAUGAAAAUAAAUAGCAGCCUGAGGUAA
This is a messenger RNA of Hyaena hyaena (striped hyena), 4335 nucleotides long. RefSeq names its product chloride intracellular channel 4 (gene CLIC4). Lineage: Eukaryota; Metazoa; Chordata; Mammalia; Carnivora; Hyaenidae. The transcript is spliced from 6 exons. The coding region runs from base 174 to 935 and encodes 253 amino acids. The record is from RefSeq and is a predicted model, not a curated record.